Messenger RNA from Aspergillus saccharolyticus JOP 1030-1, 1917 nucleotides. Its product is annotated as chlorohydrolase family protein. Bases 310 to 1917 code for a protein of 535 amino acids. Lineage: Eukaryota; Fungi; Ascomycota; Eurotiomycetes; Eurotiales; Aspergillaceae. Gene Ontology annotation, biological process: guanine metabolic process. The transcript has 4 exons. Gene Ontology annotation, cellular component: cytosol. Gene Ontology annotation, molecular function: guanine deaminase activity; zinc ion binding. The record is from RefSeq and is a predicted model, not a curated record.
CAUCUACCUGUUUGUUGAUUUUCUUGUUUUUUGUAUUUUUUUUUGGGAUUUUUUCCUCGCUCGACUUGACUGUUUGUCCCUGGCUUUGUUUUUGCUGGUGAAGCCGUGGGCGAUUGAUAGAACGACAGUGUUUGAAAUCCGUCUCAUGCACGGUGCAGAUCGUGCGCUGUUGGAGUGAACACCUGUUCGCUAGGAACUGAUUAUCACUGGGAUAGCUUAGCUCCGAACACUCCAGUUACUGGGCGGGUCGAUUGGUCGAUCCACUUAACAGCAUCUCCUCGCCCAAUUCUCAUAUUCCUGGGUGCAAGAAUGGUAUCCCCAAUGUACACCCUCUACGUAGGGACAUUCAUCCAGCUUCCCCGGACCAUUUCUCCAGAUGAGAAGCAUGAGCUCGCCAUCACGCGCGGCGCACUCUGGGUUUCCGUCGCCGACGGCAAGAUUAAAGGCUUUGACUGGAGUGUGGCCACCGAGUCGGAUCUGCAAACCCUCCUGCAGCGGCACGGAUGGGUGGUCGACGGCUCCAGCCGGGGGAGAAGAUCCAGCGUGGUGGUGAAACUGGUGCGGGCCCGAGAGGAGGAGCACGAGUUCUUCUUCCCCGGAUUCAUCGACACCCACAUCCACGCCCCGCAAUACCCCAACACCGGCCUCUUUGGCAGUAGCACCCUUCUCGACUGGCUUCAGACCUACACUUUCCCGAUGGAAGCCUCGUUCGCCAGCCCAGCCGCCCUGCCACACCUCCCGCCCCCGCAAGCCUACCGGGCCUACUCGCAGGUCAUCGCCCGUACGCUGCGCCACGGCACAACCACCGCCGCCUACUACGCGACCAUCCACGUGCCCGCCACGAACCUCCUAGCGAGCCUCGCGCACAAGAAGGGCCAACGCGCCCUCAUCGGCCGCGUGUGUAUGGACAACCCCGCCACCUGCCCCUCCUUCCUGAUCGACGAGUCCGCCGAAGCCAGCAUCGCCCACACCCAGGCCGUCAUCGACCACAUCCACGCCCUACCCCCUCUCUCCCCAGACGACCAUCCGGACGGCAAAACUCGACUCGUGCAACCGAUCCUAACACCGCGGUUCGCCCCCUCGUGCACCCCGCCUGCCCUCGCCGGCCUGGCCCACCUGGCCAAACAGUACACCCCUCCCCUGCACAUCCAAACGCAUAUCUCGGAGAAUCUGCACGAAUGCGCGCUCGUGCGCGAGCAGUUCCCCGACUGCGAGGGCUACGCAGACGUCUACGACCGGUUCGGCCUUCUCACCCCCCGGACGAUCCUCGCGCAUGCGGUGCACUUCUCGCCCCGGGAGCGGGGGCUGGUGGCCGCGCGUGGCGCGAAGGUCAGCCACUGUCCCGCGAGCAACUCCGCGCUGGGGUCGGGGAUCUGCCCCGUGCGCUGGCUGCGGCGCGGCGGGGUGGUCGUCGGCCUCGGCAGUGAUGUGAGUGGCGGGUAUAGUGUGAGUCUGUUGGAAGGGGCGCGCCAGGCCUGUCUGGUUUCCAGGCUGUUGCCGUUCGUCCAGCAGCCUGGGCGUGAGGAGGACGGAGCCAGCAAGGAUGCUGGUGACGCCGUCAUCUCGGUCGAGGAGGCGUUGUAUCUCGCCACGCGCGGCGGAGCGGAGGUGGUCGAUCUGGCGGAGGUGGUGGGCGGGUUCGAGCUGGGGAUGGCUUGGGAUGCCCAGUUGAUUCGGCUUGGUGGGUUUGAGCCUGCGGGGCUGUGGACGGACGCGCCUAAGAGUAAUGUGGAUGUGUGGGGGAAGGAGUCGUGGACGGAGAGGGUACACAAGUGGGUGUGGAAUGGGGAUGAUCGGAAUGUGAAGGCGGUUUGGGUGCAGGGACGGUUGGUGCAUGGGUUUGAGACGGAGGGUGCCGGGGCAAGGUGGACGGGGUGGAAUUGGACUCCCGGGGGGUACGGGGCGCUUCCCGGUUGA